AUGCAAGAGGUAGAAAAUGCUCAGGAAAAGCCGCCAAGGCAACACAAUCAAAAUCCAAUGCAGCUUCAACAAAAUGAAGAAUUAUCAAGAGUGUUGCGUAAUCAACGAGCACUCAUAAAUGUCAUUGACAGAUCCAGUCAAAAAAUUGAAAUGGCAAGCCAAGAAUCUCAAAAUGAAGUUUUUUAUUCUUGCAAGCUUGCUUUCAUAGAAGGUUAUCACAAAGCAUUCGAUAACAACAAUGAAAAAAUAUGGAAUUCUACAUCAGAAGAAUUCAUUGAAAGGUACUCCUGGGAAUUGUAUUAUGAAAUUAGUCAAAAACUCCAAGACAUGGAGAUUUGUUUGAAACUCAAGCUAAAAUCAUCCAAUUCUCACUACCAGCACAAUUCAACAAUUCAGGCAGUUAAAUUACCACAGUUAACGAUUCCAACAUUUGACGGAAACCAGCUGAAGUGGGUAGAGUUUCGAGACCUGUUUACACAACUUAUAGACGAACAACCAUUCAAACCUCUCCAAAAGAUGUUCUACUUAACAACUAACUUGAUUGGUGAUCCCAAAAAGCUGAUAAAGCAUUUGCCAGCAUCAGCUGAGAACUACAUUACCGCAUGGGAGAUUCUGAAGGCUAGAUACAAUAAUGGUAGAUUAUUAGUUACCGCAUUGUUAAACAAAUUAUUCGCAUUACCAGCAAUGACAACUGAAACCGCUUCUGGCCUUAAAACAUUGCAUGAUAUUUCACAAGAGUGUUUAUUGGGACUUAAGGCGCAGCACAUUCCAGUCGAACAUUGGGACGUCAUAAUUGUUCAUAUGACGUUGAAGAAAUAA
This is a messenger RNA of Teleopsis dalmanni, 819 nucleotides long. RefSeq lists its product as uncharacterized. The transcript has a single exon. The record is from RefSeq and is a predicted model, not a curated record. Lineage: Eukaryota; Metazoa; Arthropoda; Insecta; Diptera; Diopsidae. Bases 1 to 819 code for a protein of 272 amino acids.